This is a messenger RNA of Oreochromis niloticus (Nile tilapia), 5357 nucleotides long. It is a transcript of the gene myo19, whose product is annotated as myosin XIX. The coding region runs from base 427 to 3309 and encodes 960 amino acids. NCBI's taxonomy places the organism in Eukaryota, Metazoa, Chordata, Actinopteri, Cichliformes, Cichlidae. The record is from RefSeq and is a predicted model, not a curated record. The transcript is spliced from 24 exons. Gene Ontology annotation, molecular function: actin filament binding; ATP binding; microfilament motor activity. Gene Ontology annotation, biological process: actin filament organization. Gene Ontology annotation, cellular component: cytoplasm; actin cytoskeleton; myosin complex.
UUAUUGUGGAAGCAUAUUGGAGCACGUAACAAGAAAACUGUUAUAACAAUUAUAACAUCUAAUUGGCUGGUCAUUAAAAAAUUAAUCUUGCUAGGUUAUAAAUAUCCCAAUUUUAGGGAACAUGUUCCUCAUAGAAAUCCCAGCCGAUGCUGGAUCACAGGUACAUCUGGGUCCGUGAAUCAACAGGAAGAGGGCGGGAAUAAAUGCGUGGUUUGGGAGCUCGGGAGCAAGGCGGUCAGACAGACAAGCGGGACAGCAGGCUAGCCGAAAGUUGUCCUUGAGGAAUUUCUUACAGUAAUGGAAAUAUUGAAUUUUAGGUCUGAGAAUUAGAAUAAAAGACCAACUUAAUCAGUACAAAGCAACGCUUUUUGUCAAAGUAGUGUUUCGGCUUACUUUUAUGAGAGACACAAGGGUAACGGUCAAUCAAUGAGCUCUCUGGACGACCGACGUGACGUUAGAGAAGGAUAUAGAAAUGGAGGAGCAACGGUGAAGGGAUUAAUUCAGAAAGUCCAUCCUCCUCAGCGGUCCCUUAAUGAUUCACUGGAGGGAGAAAUUCAGGCCUUCCUCAUUGAUGAAGACCAACUUCACACUUACGAUGACCUCACCAAAGUCAACCCAGUGACCCCAGCGACAGUGCUGAAAUGCCUGCAGGGCAGGUACAGCAUGAAGGUGUUUUACACCCAUGCUGGCUGCACCUUGGUGGCUCUUAACCCCUUCCAGUCCAUUCCAGACCUCUACUCUCUGGAUGUGAUGAAGGAGUAUCAUUAUGCUCGUCAGCCCCAGGAGUUCAAGCCGCAUAUCUUUAUUGUGGCAGAAGAAGCCUACAGGAAUGUUCGGGGCCAGCUGGAGCCGGUGAACCAGUCCUUGGUGGUCAGUGGUGAGAGCGGUGCUGGAAAGACGUGGACAUCUCGGUGCUUGAUGAAAUACUAUGCCACAGUGGCGUCCGUCUCCUCGGUGGUGAAGAGUCAGGACACAGUGGAGAGGAUUGAGAGGAGAGUGCUGGACUCCAACCCUGUAAUGGAAGCUUUUGGCAAUGCCUGCACACUCCGGAACAACAACAGCAGUCGCUUCGGAAAGUACAUUCAGCUACAGUUGGACAGGUGUCAGCUCUUAGUUGGGGCUACUGUACAGACAUAUUUACUGGAGAAGACCAGGGUGGCCUGCCAACCAGCUAAUGAAAGAAACUUCCACAUCUUUUACCAGAUGAUGAGAGGGGCCACAGAUGAGCAGCGGAAAGAGUGGAAGAUGUCACAUGACCAAAGUUUUGUUUGGCUGCCAAAUUCUGAGAAAACAAUUGAGGAGGAUUGUUUCCAUGAGACAGUGAAAGCAAUGGUUCAUCUGGGCAUCAAUGCAGAAAGGCAAGGAGAAAUAUUUAGGAUAUUAGCAGGAAUUCUCCAGUUGGGAAAUGUCAGCUUCUCCUCUUCAGCAGAUGAAUCACAACCUUGUCACCUUGAUGCAAAAUCUAAAAACUUCUUGCAGAGGGCUGCUGAGCUGCUGUGUGUUCCUGCUGAGGAGCUUCAAACAUGUUUAAGAGUAAGGACUCUGAAGGCGGGGAAGCAAAGCGUGCUCAAGCCGUGCUCGCAGGCAGACUGCAGUGUGAGGAGAGACUGUCUAGCCAAAGUCAUUUACGCCCAGUUAUUUGAGUGGCUGGUUACAUUCAUCAACAACAGCGUAUGUGCUGAUAAAUCAACGUGGUGCAACUUCAUAGGAAUCCUAGAUGUGUACGGCUUUGAAUGUUUUCAGACCAAUAACCUGGAGCAGCUGUGCAUCAACUACGCCAAUGAGAAACUCCAGCAGCACUUUGUGGCUCAUUAUCUCAGAGCUCAGCAGGAGGAGUAUGUGUCAGAGGGUUUGCAGUGGUCCUUUGUGAAAUACCAAGACAAUCAAAGUUGCCUCGAUCUUUUAGAGGGAAGCCCCAUCAGUGUGUUCUCUCUUCUUAAUGAGGAGAGUCGUCUAAAUCGAGCCUCGGAUGCAAAAACGUUCCGAGUUCGUCUGGAAAAGGAGCUAUGUGACAAUGCUAACAUCAGCUGGGACAAGUUCAGCAAGGUGCCGCACUUCACUGUGGCCCACUACGCCGGCAAAGUUGGCUAUCAGAUAGAAGGCAUGGCGGAGAAAAACAAGGACCCAGUGCCACCAGAGCUAAUUAGCCUGCUUCAAAAGUCCAACAACCAGCUUCUUCACCAGAUCUUCAAAGACAAUGAAACUGAGAGUCAGAUUAAAAAGGGGCCUGGUAAAACCACUGUGGUCUCCAAGUUCAAGAACUCACUGGAGACCCUGAUGAAAAUCCUCCACUCCACAACUCCUCACUACACUCGCUGCAUCAAGCCAAACCCUGAGUGCAAGCCACUGACUUUCAAAAAGGAGGAGGUUAUCAUUCAGCUAGAGGCCUGCGGGAUUGUGGAGACCAUCCAUAUUAGUGCUGCUGGAUUUCCAAUAAGGAUUCCUUUCCAAAGCUUCCUGCAACGUUACACACUGAUCGCUAAACACAUAAACUCAGGGAGUCACAGUGUUGUGUUAGAUUUGGAAGCUGACACUUGUCCUCAGCGACAUGUGGAGAAGAUCCUCGGUGUGGCGUUGAAACACCGCCAUCUGAGUGAAGAGCGCAGUACAUUGGUGCAUUGUGGGAGGACUAAAGUUUUUCUCACACAAGUGAUGCUAGAUUUACUGGAAGAUCAGAGGAAGAAGAUCCUGUCUCACUGCGCCUUUACCAUUCAGUGCUGUUGGCUGCGGUACCAGCGGCGCAGACGACACACCCACCGCCAAUCUGCUACUUUGAUCCAAGCAGCGGUGCGAUCCUGGCUGGUCAGGAAUCGGGUCCGAAGAUGGAACAGAGCAGCUGGAGUCAUCCAGAGCACCUGGAGGAAGUGGAGGUCACUCUUGAAAUCCUUGGCUGAAGCAGAACUUGACGAUGCAAAGGACCUGGUGGAGGAGGAUGCACCCGCACUGAAUCCUGUCGUCAGGGAACGGGGCUCAGUGCAGCUCUCCAUCAUCCCGGAGCCCGUCGCGGUGCGAGGGUGGCCCAUGGGCCUGGCUCUAGCCUCUGCACCUUCCAUGACUGUGUCUUUGACAGCCACAGGCUUCCAGAAGAUGAUAUCUGUCAUCGCCUCCCUCAACUUGCCAUCCAGGAGGGGAGAGUACCAGGUGAAGACCAACCAGUACACGGAGGAACUCGCCUCCAUAAGGGCUCAGCCCAAGGGAUCCAUAAAGCUGCACUGUCAGCGAUCUCCACUUCUCUACGCUGACAGGCAGCCGGACCUGAAGAGCGACGUGACGGGGUUCAAUGAGAUCCUGCUAGAGAAAACUCUGUAACCGCUCCCUCAGUGCAAAACACUACUUGCAGUGAAGCAACUGCUUCUCCAUAAUCUGACCUGACAUGAAACAUGGAAACAGGAAACAUGGUAUUAUUUCAUGCUGCCACUGUGUAUGUAGGUUAAAACACUAAUUGCCAUGUUUGUUUGUUUUUUGUUUUCUUUUUUUUAAAUGAAGGUCGAAACUGAUCUUACCCCGUCUUACAGGGAUGAACAGAAUUAUAAAACCUGCAUCCUUGCAUAAUGAUUAUUUAUCAGAAGUGUUUAUGUAAGCUCGUGCAGUGCUAAAAAUCACCUCCAUUUGCCUUGCGGCCCCAGAGAUGACAAAAUAUAUAUGAAUAUAUCACCUAAAAUUCCAAAUCUGAGUCAGGAGAGUGGAUACAAUCAUCAGCUGCAUUUAAGAUAACGUACCCCUUUCUUCUUCUUUCAGCACAUGGUGUAGAUGGGAUUAUGACGAUGCAGGAUAAACACUAACUCUUUUUAAAAGAAAUCUAGGUAAAACUGAAAAUUUAAGGCAUUAUCUUGGCGGGGGGUUUUUAAAGAAAAAAAAAAUACCAGGGCUGCAGGCUUUUGUCUCCUGAUAGAUGAUCAGAGUAUUAGGCCUCGAGACAAGUGCCUUUCUUAGAAUCCACGAUCAAACCACAUAUGAGCUGUACAUGUAUUUAUUGGGCUGAUUAUUUAUCUGUGACUUAAUUUUUCCAGUCUUGUGUUUCUGAUUCACGUUUAGUUUUGUGGUUUCUGCUGGGAGGAAAAUGGUAAUCGAGCGAAUAUUGCACUUUGAAAGCAUGCACAUUCUUAUGUAAUCAACAAGAUUACACGACAGGGUGUCUACAGGCAUGAGCAGGUAAAAUGUAUUUUAUUAAUUUUCAUUCUCAUACCAUUUUAAUAGCCCAGAAUCUUUAUCUUGACUGAUGAGCAGGCUCUGAUAUCUUCAGGGUGUCCAGCAGUGUAAUCAACAGAUUGAUCCUGCAUAUUUACACUUUGCUGGCCUGAGGCUUCAGGGAUUUUUAUAUUUUUGAGGCAGUUGUUUUAAACACCAUUAAAAUUAGUUAAUCAUUAGCCUUUUUAUUAUUGCCCCUGAGCAGCUAAAGGCUGAUGGUGUACCGUCAUCACCCCACCAGGCAGGCAGCGCGGACAUUUAAGUUUGUGAAUGCAAUAACUGGAGAAUGAGGUGAUACCAUAGGUGUGUCUACUAAAAAUGUUGGACAAGUUUGUAUGUCAGUGACCUCGACCUUUUCAACGCAAUAAACUUGAGAACAACAUGACAUAGGAUUUUGAAAUUGAUACUGUAGGUGUGUCUACUAUAGAACUGAGAGGAACCACUGGUGGUCGACAGUAUUUUUAUGAAAACAGGCAAACAAGGGUAUUAUUGUACAAAUAGUAAAGUCAUAUGAUAUGAUCUAACUAUGUUGAGGCAGCAAAAACAGUGGAAUAGUGUGCCAGAAAUUCUCAGUAACUUGAGUAAAAGCACAUCAGACACAUCCACACUAAUACGUUAAGGGUUUAUAUUGAUGAGUAUUGAAGAGCUUUCAAGGAGCCGUAGACACCCUGCAUAACAGAAACUUCACUGAUGUGAACAAGGAUGAACCCAGGUUUAUUUACAUCGCUGCUCUUUGUCUUAUGCACGUCAGCAAAAUAUGACUGAACCACUCUGUGUGAAUUUUUUAUCUAAAGCAAUGCAGUACUUUAAGAUAUACCAAAGUCUUUUUACACUACAGUGUUUGUGUAUGACAAACUUGAUUUUUCUUAUAUUAUCACAAUCACCUUUGAUAUUUAAACUUUGAACAAACACAUUAGCAACAAUCAUAGAAAUCAUUGGAGCCUCUCACUCUACACUUUAACUUCAAGAGAUUUCCUUUUUUCGUUUUACCCACACACAUUUUCAUGACUUGGAUAUGUAAACGUCUCCAGGUUAUUAUCAGAAGUUAUAAUAUGGAAUUUGUGUAUUUUAACUAUGUUUUAUUUCUUCUGUUUCUGUCAGUAGUACCACAGUAUCUACGGAUACAAACUUGACUUGUAUGUAUGUUUAAAUGUUUUUGUUGAAAUAAA